GUCUUGGCUCAAGUUUACUGUGGAGUACUGUGACUCCUAAUUCGCAUGCAAAAUGAAAUGCGGCUGUUUAGGAGUGAAAACUUUCCUCUUCAUUUUGGUGAGGAUUUGCCUUCGAUCCAUGACAGUGGAGGCAAAAGAAGAUACGUGCCGAUAUCUCAAGUUUAACAAACCAACUCGAGGCUUUGCGCUGGAAGGUCAUGCGCUGAAAAAGUAUUCAAUUGGAUUACACGAAUCCUGUAAAAAUCUGUGUACCAUGGACAGCCGCUGUGUCUCGUUUAACGCCGGUCCAUCAGCAAAAGUCGCAGACCAUAUGGUAUGCGAGCUGAGUGAUUCUGAUGCCAAAAGACAUCCUGGGGAUCUUAAGCCUCGUGUUGGCUUUGUCUACAGAGACACAGAGAAUCUAUGCAGGAACAUAAUUUGUUCGCAUAACGGAACUUGUCUGACUGGAUAUACAUAUAAGGGGUAUUUUUGUGAUUGCAAAGCUGGUUCGGGAUUUACCGGAGAACACUGCGAGAAAGAGAACUGGAAAAAGGUUAACGAUGCUGCUGUAUGCUUUGGGGGUGUAGAAAACACUCAAGGAGAUUUUUCAAUGAGAGAGUCCGGCCUGAUAUUCACAUUCAAGCUUGUUUAUAGGAGUGGUGAUGGAAUUAAAUGCAAUCCCGACGUUUCUGCAUCAUACUGGGGAUGUAUGAGCUCUCUAAUGGGUGAAAAGAAGCUUGUUACAGUCAUAACAUUUCCAAACAAGACAGCUUUACCAAUUGCAGACUACGCAAGAGAUACAUCGAGUUGCGGCUUCAAGUAUCAUUCAUAUCAACUUAAUGGCACUGAUGUGAACUCACCUGAGCUUGUUUUUAAAACUAUGUCUCGCCCUUUGCCAGUGUCAAUUGGCCAAGUGUUUCAAAUUUGGUAUGCAGAGGUCUUAGAUGAUUGUGCUUGGGGUAACAACAGCGGCCAGACAUGCGCCGAUGUUUAUGCGUGGUAUGCUUAAGAUCGUAAAUUGCCAACUACAACCUUAGCUUUCAUAAUGUCAGACAUGAUCAGAGUGCGAAUUCAAUGUCUGGCGGAGUUUUCUGGUUGUUGUUCAAGAAGGAGCAGUAGAUUCAGCAACUUCCCUGUAAAUGUAAUCAUAUUGAUAAUACCCCUUAAUUAACGGGUAAGCGCACUUUUAUAGCGGAGCUCGAGCGCUCGAAGUGGGCAAGCAGAAAACUAUAGCUAAGAAAAUAUGGUAGCUCAUCAAGCCAAAAAGUUUUGUUCAUCACAUGAUGGCUUUAGCCUCGUUUGUGGGUUCGUCUGUAUAGAAGACGCCUGACCUGAUGUAAUCUAUGUAUUAGUAAAGCUUUAUUAACCUACACGAUGUCAGAAAUAGCAAAACUCAUUCGUGACGUUUUUCGU
Stylophora pistillata is the source of this 1392-nucleotide messenger RNA. RefSeq lists its product as uncharacterized. The record is from RefSeq and is a predicted model, not a curated record. NCBI's taxonomy places the organism in Eukaryota, Metazoa, Cnidaria, Anthozoa, Scleractinia, Pocilloporidae.